GACAGCCCAGAGGAGAGCUGAAAAAGAAAACCGGAGAAAAACGAGGGGAAGAAGAAAGAACAGAAAAGUCGCCCAUUUUUUGGGUUUUCUCGGGAAAAUGCCCUUUCGACCAUUUUCUCGAGAAAAAUAAACAAAGUUUUGCUAUCCACUUGCUCCCCUUGCAAAAAAGGUAUCUCCUUUCCAAUUCAUUUCCCUCUGUAAUCGGCGGAGCGAGAAAUCGUCUGCGAAGAAUUUUCGACGGGGGAAAAGCUUUUUAGAGAGAGAGAGAAAAAUGAUGAUGGCGUCGUCGUCUUCUUCUUCGUCUUCCGCAACUGUUCGCGUCGAUAAGGCCACGAGCGACCUCCUAAUCGGCCCCGAUUGGACCAUGAACAUGGAUAUUUGUGAUUCCAUCAAUUCCAACCACUGGGAGGCAAAAGAAGUUGUGAAAGCUGUGAAGAAAAGGUUGCAGCAUAAGAACCCUAAAGUUCACUUGCUCGCCCUAACGCUUCUGGAGACAAUGGUAAAGAAUUGUGGUGACAAUGUGCAUUUUCAAAUUGCUGAGAGAAAUAUUUUGCAGGACAUGACCAAAAUUGUGAAGAAGAAGACUGAUAUGCAUGUAAGGGACAAAAUCUUGGUGCUCCUAGAUUCUUGGCAAGAAGCAUUUGGUGGCCCGGGAGGGAAAUAUCCACAAUAUUACUGGGCAUACGAGGAACUGAGACGUGCUGGAGUUCUAUUUCCCCAGCGUUCACCAGAUGCAGCUCCAAUUUUUACACCGCCUGUUGUCCAGUCAACUCUGAGACACCCCCAAGCAGGUUAUGGAAUGCCAAUCAAUUCUUCAACUAGGCUUGAUGAAGCCAUGGCAGCUGAAACGGAAAACCUAAGUUUGUCAAGCAUAAAUUCUAUGCGGGAUGUUCUGGAUCUCUUAGCUGACAUGCUGCAAGCUGUGAAUCCAAGUGAUCGUACAUCUGUGAAAGACGAAAUAAUAGUUGAUCUUGUCAACCAAUGUCGUUCCAACCAGAAGAAGCUAAUGCAAAUGUUGACUACAACUGGGGAUGAAGAACUUCUUGGUCAGGGUCUUGAGCUAAAUGAUAGCCUGCAGACUGUGCUCGCUAAGCACGAUGCUAUAGCUUCCGGUUCCACAUUGCCAACUCAAGCUAUGGAUUUCAAUCCCAGAUCAGCUGCUGAGUCCAGCCUCAAACCUGCAGAUGUCAACGAACCCAGCCAAGAACCGGUUGCUAGUCCCUCUCUACAAAUUGUUCCUGUAGGAAAGAGCCCGAUUGAAGAAGAUGAAGACGAGGAAGAUGACUUCGCACAGUUAGCUAGAAGGCAUUCCAGAACACGGUCAACUGCUUCUCAAGACACAUCUACCGGUACUGGCGAAAGUAUUACCUCAGUGAAUUCGACUGUGAUCCCUGUCCCAAGCAACGCAUUAGCUCUACCCGAUCCACCUGCACCAGUUAGAACCACAAAAGAGCAAGAUAUGAUUGACCUUCUGAGUUUGACAUUAUCAACUACUACACCCUCUCCCCAAACCCCCAACACUCCUGCAUCCUCUUCUCAGAAUGUUCAUCAGGCACCACCCCUUUCCCCGACCACACAAGGGUAUCCCUAUCCUUCUCAGGCUUAUACCGGAAACCAGGGUCAAGUGCCCUACAACAGUAAUUAUGUUGUACCUUGGGCUCAGCCCCAAGCCCAGGUACAUCCUCAACCUUACCUCAGGCCCCAACACCAGCCCCAAGCCCAAGCCCAAGUCCAGCCUCAACCUUACCUCCAUCCUCAAUCUCAAGCCCAAUCACCACAGCCUCAACCUUACCUCCAACCCCAACCACUAGCCCAACCCCAACCACCGCAUCCACAUCCUCAAGCUCAAUACCUCCCAUACUCAUCCGGUGGCUACCCUCCUCCUCCGUGGGCCCCAACGCCUGGUUAUUAUAGCAACCAGCCUCAUUCAGCGACAAGUCCUUACAUGAAUUCCAGUCCUCGAGCGAACACUCCUGCAUCUGUGCAAGGGGCCAGACCGUCGCAGAAUAUUAAUUCGUUUCCAGCAAAAGAAAGCAACGGAUUGGCUUUGAAUGGAGAGACGAGGCCCAGCUCUAGCCCUAGGACCACGGCCACAUUAGCAGGACAGAAGCCCUUUGUUCCUUCUUACAGAUUGUUUGAAGACCUUAAUGUCCUUGGCAAUGGAGAUGGUAGGUUUAAGAUGAGUACUACAUCUGGCGGCUUAUCAGGAGCAUCUAGCCAGAGCCAGAGUAUGGUGGGAGGGAGAAAGUGAGGUGUUUCACUGUAUGAUAUUCUUACUGGUUUUUUUUGCUCAUGUGAGUAGCUUUUAUGCAAACAUGUCGUGAUACAUGUCGAUAUGGUUGGAGGUACAUACGUUCGAUUUACAUGUAUGUAGAGUGCUUUAGGUUGAUUCUCGCAUCGUCAAUAUCAUUGUGAAGUUGUUGGCAGCAAUUGCAAUAAGAACAUCUAUGAUGUUCAAACAGAUUAAAAAUUUGAUUUAGGUCCAAGGAAUGAAUGUGAUUUUUGGUGGUUU
This is a messenger RNA of Rhododendron vialii, 2512 nucleotides long. RefSeq names its product TOM1-like protein 6. The transcript has 9 exons. Gene Ontology annotation, molecular function: ubiquitin binding; phosphatidylinositol binding. The record is from RefSeq and is a predicted model, not a curated record. Bases 272 to 2251 code for a protein of 659 amino acids. Gene Ontology annotation, biological process: protein transport to vacuole involved in ubiquitin-dependent protein catabolic process via the multivesicular body sorting pathway. NCBI's taxonomy places the organism in Eukaryota, Viridiplantae, Streptophyta, Magnoliopsida, Ericales, Ericaceae.